Messenger RNA from Laetiporus sulphureus 93-53, 150 nucleotides. RefSeq lists its product as uncharacterized. Lineage: Eukaryota; Fungi; Basidiomycota; Agaricomycetes; Polyporales; Laetiporaceae. The annotation marks the transcript as partial. The transcript has a single exon. The record is from RefSeq and is a predicted model, not a curated record.
AAAUACAAGUUCUUGAGGCUGAAUGCACUGUGGCAUUGUGACGGGCACCACAAGCUUAUACACUGGGAAAUUGUUAUUCAUGGAUUCAUUGACGGUUUCUGUCACACUGUAAGUAAUCUUCUCGACCUCUAUAUUUAUUUUCUCAAAUGA